GUACGACAGUAGAGUCCUGGAGGCCGUGGGGGCGGCAGGCAGCCACAACAGUGAGCGGCUCCACUAUGGUAGGACAGUUGUGACACAGAUGAAGCAGAGAUGAAUGACUUAACACGUAAGGUAGACGCCUCCUUCUCGCCCAAAUCUUCCCCCCGAGGCUCCAGAUCACCCAUGGCAAACCAAAUGCUGUCGAGAAAUGAUUCUACAGGUACUCUUAAAAUGACGAUCUCCGCUGGGAAACAUCCUGCAGUGGUUCACUCAGGGCCUUUCUACUUGAUGAAAGACCCAGCUACAGAAAAUGAACUGACAGGUGCAACAAAUCUAAUGGCCCACUUCAACUUGGAACAUUCCUACAAUAAGUUCACAGGCAAAAAGGUACGAGACUCGUUAUCGUCCUUCCUGCCAACUCUCCCUGGCAUCAUUGACACCCCAGCUCACCUCACAAACUCGUCACUCCGCUCGCUCAUUGAAAAGCCGCCAGUCUUCAAAGAAUUUACAUUACUUAAUCAUCACCAGCUUGCUGCCUUCCGUCUUCACCCUGGUCCUCUACCUGAACAAUACCGUUUCAUGAACCAGCCUCCAGGGCAACGAAAACACAGGAAGCACAAGAAAAAUAAGUACCGACAGGGUGAGACUCCUACCCAGGAUGGUUCAGCAGAUGGCGCCGACAUGCAUGAAAAGAAACACAAAAAGAAAAAGAAUGAUGAUGAUAAAGAAAGGAAGAAGAAAAAGAAAGAAAAGAAAAAGAAGAAGCAGAAACACAGCCCAGAGCACCAAGGGGUUUCUGGAAAUGAUCCUAAUAGAAUCACACUAUGAGUAAAUUGAAACUGGCAAAUGAUUACUGCCACAACUUACAAUAUUUGCGAGAGGAACAUAUUUUUAUGUUUUUUAAACAAAUCUUGCUGAUAUGAGGUCACCCAGUUUUUUAACAUUUAGAAAUAAAGCUUGGAAUAUAUUAUUGACAAAUAAAUUGGCAUUUUUAUUUCAUUGUUAUAAAAUCUCUUAUAUCAGCAUUGCAACUUCAGUAUUGCAGCACUGUAUGAUACUGUACAUCAGAAUGGAAAUAAGCUGCAUAUUGAAGAAAAUAUAUAAGUUCUAUGAUUCAUGUUAAGACAUGAGGUGUCUGAAAAUACAUAAUUAUGAUA
Procambarus clarkii (red swamp crayfish) is the source of this 1145-nucleotide messenger RNA. Its product is annotated as mediator complex subunit 19. Gene Ontology annotation, cellular component: mediator complex. Gene Ontology annotation, molecular function: transcription coregulator activity; transcription factor binding. Gene Ontology annotation, biological process: positive regulation of transcription by RNA polymerase II. The record is from RefSeq and is a predicted model, not a curated record. Lineage: Eukaryota; Metazoa; Arthropoda; Malacostraca; Decapoda; Cambaridae.